UCUCUCUGAAUUCACUCUCUCUCUCUCUCUCUGAGAUACCCAGAAGCGAUGAGUUUUCUCCGGCGGAGGCUUCCUCUGCCUCUGCCAUUGGGGGCGAGGUUUGAGCCCUCCGAUGCAGUGCUGAUUUCGAGUUACCUUUCUCCGAAGAUUCGAAACGAGGUUUUGGCUUGGGAUGUCAUCGGCUUUUCUGAUGAACUAUACAAUAAACCCCCAUGGGAUUUCUGUACGGACUCGACGGCGGUGUUGGAUGAUGAGAAGCAUUAUUUCUUCACUCUGUUAAAGAGGGGGAAGAAUCGCGUGCUUCGUUCUGUUGGUUCCUAUGGGACUUGGCAUGAAAGUUCCACCAAGAAAAUCUAUGAUUCUGGGUCUGGGAAGACAAUUAUUGGGUUCAACAAAUUGUUGAAUUUCAGGGUGAAGGGUGAGGGUAAGGAGAUGAAGACCACUGAUUGGUUGAUGCAUGAGUUUAGUGUUGCUGAAAAGGGCUCCGACUUGGUUCUCUGUGUAAUUUACAAAAAGAAUAAGAAGAAGGAGGAGAGGGCUUUGGCUUUGGCUUUGGAAAGACCACCCUCUGUUGUUGUCGAUUCUGGUAUUUUGGGUUCUCCAAAGAGUGUUUUUGAUCAGGUGGAUUUCUUUGACGGAAUUGAUGACACGGACAUGGGGGGUCAAGACCCAUAUGAUGAUCAAGACCCAGUUUUUGAUUUUGGUAUUUUGGGUUCUCCAAAGAGUGUUUUUGAUCAGGUGGAUUUCUUUGAUGACACGGGCAUGGGGGGUCAAGACCCGUAUGAUGAUCAAGACCCAUUUGAUGAAAGUCCCAGAUUUGCUGCCAUUGAUGGUCAUUCACAAUUCCAAGUAUUGGAUUCACGAGAAGAUGGGUUAACCAAGAACAUGGGUUCUGAAGUUGAAGGAUUUGAUGGAUUUGAUGAAGCUGAGGUGGAGGGUCUUUUACUCGACCUUGCUGAUGAUACAGAGCCCGAUUUUGACCCACUGAGUUUUCUAAAUCUACUGGAUUCAGAAGAGGAUGCCCGGCCGAGCAAGAAGAUGCGCUGUGACUUUUCCUGAUAGUGUAUUUUUUUGAUUUACUUGUACUGGAGAGCAGAACUCCUGCCAACUCCAAAUCCAAACAUUAUUUGAUAGAGUAGGACAGUAUCUUGUACUUAUAUUGUUUGUUCAUUUUAAUGUAAUUCUCUAUAUUUCUUUUAUUUUGAAACAAAGUUUCUGUUUACUGUUA
This is a messenger RNA of Quercus robur (English oak), 1228 nucleotides long. Its product is annotated as NAC domain-containing protein 67-like. The transcript has 2 exons. Gene Ontology annotation, biological process: system development; regulation of DNA-templated transcription. Lineage: Eukaryota; Viridiplantae; Streptophyta; Magnoliopsida; Fagales; Fagaceae. Bases 49 to 1059 code for a protein of 336 amino acids. Gene Ontology annotation, molecular function: DNA binding. The record is from RefSeq and is a predicted model, not a curated record.